GAAACUUCCUUCAAUGGUUUGCGAUCAAUACUUGGGACGAACAGCGUGCAACGAAUGUUGUCUCGCGAGUACUGUGCAUACUUUUGUGGCGUCUUCAGUUCUCUGACGCUCAGAGUGUUCCAUCUGAUAUACAAUAUAUCUUUUCUGCAUGUAUAUUCAUUUUUCCGUUGCAAAAUCCAUAUUUAUUUAUAUGCUGUGUAUAAAAUACUGCCCUGUAUAAAUGCUGCGUCUUGCGAGGAACGUUAUUGUCAGGGGAAAUAUUGGGAAACUCGUUGACAGUGUGAUCGCUGAAUUUUUCAUCUUGCAGCGCGCCUAGGUGCGCAAUAUUUUUACAAGGACGGCAAAGAUGAAGAGACAAAAUGUCAGAACUCUGUCGUUGGUAGUAUGCACAUUUACAUAUCUACUUGUUGGCGCCGCGGUAUUUGAUGCCCUUGAAUCGGACACUGAGAGAAAACGCUGGGAAUUUCUCUCGGAGAUACGCAAUAAUUUUAUAAAAAAGUACAAUAUUACGCCAGAGGACUACAAAAUGGUCGAAAUUGUUAUAAUGGAGAACAAACCACAUAAAGCGGGGCCGCAGUGGAAAUUCGCGGGUGCCUUCUAUUUUGCCACUUUAGUAUUAGCCAUGAUUGGUGAGUUAACUGUAAUUGCACUUUUUUUAGCAAAUCAAAUUAAAAAAAAUUUUAACUAUAUAAAAGAUAGACAUAAAUUUAAAUUGAAUUGAAUUUAAUUAUGUUCCAUAUUA
Monomorium pharaonis (pharaoh ant) is the source of this 742-nucleotide messenger RNA. RefSeq names its product potassium channel subfamily K member 9-like. The record is from RefSeq and is a predicted model, not a curated record. Gene Ontology annotation, biological process: stabilization of membrane potential; potassium ion transmembrane transport. Gene Ontology annotation, cellular component: membrane. Gene Ontology annotation, molecular function: potassium ion leak channel activity. The transcript has 2 exons. Lineage: Eukaryota; Metazoa; Arthropoda; Insecta; Hymenoptera; Formicidae. The coding region runs from base 347 to 721 and encodes 124 amino acids.